Messenger RNA from Brettanomyces nanus, 2040 nucleotides. RefSeq lists its product as uncharacterized. The record is from RefSeq and is a predicted model, not a curated record. Lineage: Eukaryota; Fungi; Ascomycota; Pichiomycetes; Pichiales; Pichiaceae. Bases 1 to 2040 code for a protein of 679 amino acids. The transcript is spliced from 2 exons.
AUGAAAACGUCAAUUCUUCAGAUUCUAGCUCUGACUAGCCUUAUCCAAGCAUUGCCGUUUCCCUACGUCAACAAAAGACACGAUACAUCCGACCCUUGUGAGCUUCCCCAACCAGCACAAGAGGAUGAUUGUGAAUUCAACGGUAAUAGUUACCAAUGGAAAAAGUCCUGUGUAGGCUUUGAUGGAAAUUUCAACUACAAAGUAGACUAUUCGGAGUUACAAAACAACGACAAUUGUAACAAAGUUGCUGUAGUUGCUGGAGGACAAACCCACACUCUUCUUGACAGAACCUCUGGCGUUGAGACUGACAAAUUCAGCUGCCAACCAGAGGAUGAUAAUAAUGGUAAUUAUUGUCCUCCGGAGACUUAUGAAGUGGAAGCAUGCUUUGGUCAACAUACAUAUACGCACACUGUGAGCAACGAUCAUAAUUGUAUUCCAACGACUUGCAGUACUGCUACUACUCCUACUACUGGCCCAACCACUGGUCCAACUUCGGACAGCACUUCUUGCACGACCGAUACUACUCCAACUACCGGACCAACCACAGGUCCAACUACUGGUCCAACCUCGGACAGUACUUCCUGCACGACCGAUACUACUCCAACUACCGGACCAACCACUGGUCCAACUACUACUCCAACUACUGGACCAACCUCGGACAGCACUUCUUGCACGACCGAUACUACUCCAACCACUGGUCCAACCUCGGACAGUACUUCCUGCACGACCGAUACUACUCCAACUACCGGACCAACCACUGGUCCAACUACUGGACCAACCUCGGACAGUACUUCCUGCACGACCGAUACUACUCCAACCACUGGUCCAACUACUGGCCCAACCACUGGUCCAACCUCGGACAGUACUUCCUGCACGACCGAUACUACUCCAACUACCGGACCAACCACUGGUCCAACUACUGGACCAACCUCGGACAGUACUUCCUGCACGACCGAUACUACUCCAACUACCGGACCAACCACCGGACCAACCACUGGCCCAACUACUACUCCAACCACUGGACCAACUUCGGACAGCACUUCUUGCACGACCGAUACUACUCCAACCACUGGUCCAACCUCGGACAGUCCAACCACAGGUCCAACCACAGGUCCAACCACAGGUCCAACUACCGGUCCAACUACUGGUCCAACUACUAAUCCAACUACCGGACCAACCACAGGACCAACCUCAAAAAGUACCUCCUGCCCAACCGAUACCACUUCAACUACCGGACCAACCACAGGUCCAACCACAGGCCCAACUACCGGUCCAACCAGAGGUCCAACCACAGGUCCAACCACAGGUCCAACUACUGGUCCAACUACUGGUCCAACUACUGGUCCAACUACCGGACCAACCACAGGUCCAACCUCAAAAAGUACUUCCUGCCCAACCGAUACCACUCCAACCACAGGUCCAACCACAGGUCCAACCACAGGUCCAACCACAGGUCCAACCACAGGUCCAACUACUGGUCCAACUACUGGUCCAACUACUGGUCCAACUACUGGUCCAACUACCGGACCAACCACAGGUCCAACCACAGGCCCAACUACCGGUCCAACCAGAGGUCCAACCACAGGUCCUGUUACUCCGCAUCCAUCUACGAGUACUCAUGCUUCGGUCACAACUGCUUACACUACUGUCACAUGCAGUCUUGAGAAGUGCACUACUAUCACUAUUCAUCCAACCGGUUCUACCGAAAUACCCUCUCAAUCUACCCCAGUAGUGUCCCCUUCAGAAGAGAAAGCCACUAGUGGUGCUCCCUCACAUGGUACUUCCACCAGUGUGCACGCCUCGGCAUUCACCACUGUGACUUGCCAUAACCAGGAAUGCUCUACUAUUGUCAUCAUACCAACUGAAGCUUCAACACCUUCCACUCAUACAUCAUCUGACACUAUAUCCGCAUCCACAAGUGCUAAGCCAACUGGUAGUAGCACCGCAACUCAGUUAUCGACCUUCAAAGGUGCAGGUAACCCGCUCAAGGCCCCUAGCAACUUGCUAGCAGGACUUGGAUGUCUUUUCCUUCUUAUCUAA